AUGGAAGGAAACUCGGCUGAAAAUCCGCACAUUAUACGUCAUAGAGAGAACAAGCGAAGAUAUCGUGCUCGGCAAAGAGAGUAUGUCGAAGGUUUGCAGCGCCGACUGGCUGAUGCGCAUAACCAACAAGUUGCUGGCAUGCGGGAAGUGCAGCUCGCGGGACAGAAAGUCGCCAAUGAUAAUUCCCGCCUUCGGGCCCUUAUCCGCUUCAUGGGAGUGGAAGAUGCGGUUGUUGAAUCCUGGCUUCAUGGAAUUGAGACACCCGCGAGGCAGCUCCCGCGUAUGUCGAAACGCACCAAUUCAAAUAGCGUUUCGACUAAAUCUACCCAAACAUGUUCUGAUCUUGGGCGCGUAUUAUCAGCAAAUAGUUCCUAUCCUGAUGACACCACUUGGGAGCUUCUUACAUCGCCACCCAGCCAGAAGAGUACUUCAACCCUCGAUGUCCAGGGCCUGCGGAACAAAUCCCCUUCAUCGACUCUAGAAACUUUUGACAGCCGUCGGCCUUGUACGUCCGUACCACACAUUCUCGCCCAACCAAGUGUUGAAUCGCAGGGCGUUACUGACCUGACCCCUGCCGGCACGGCAAACGGCGACAUUGAGUGUUCGAUGGCGCAAAAAUUGGUCUUGCCAUUUGCCACUACCAAUGACAAGGUGGACGCCAUCUCCAUGAAGCUAAAAGAAGGAUGCGUCAUUGAUCAAUGUGGUGGUUGCAGGGUUAAAGCUAAGGUGAUGUGGGAAAUCCUAGAGGAUGCAAUGAACGAAACUUGA
Cladophialophora bantiana CBS 173.52 is the source of this 768-nucleotide messenger RNA. RefSeq lists its product as uncharacterized. The transcript has 3 exons. Lineage: Eukaryota; Fungi; Ascomycota; Eurotiomycetes; Chaetothyriales; Herpotrichiellaceae. The record is from RefSeq and is a predicted model, not a curated record. Bases 1 to 768 code for a protein of 255 amino acids.